This is a messenger RNA of Klebsormidium nitens, 8664 nucleotides long. Lineage: Eukaryota; Viridiplantae; Streptophyta; Klebsormidiophyceae; Klebsormidiales; Klebsormidiaceae. The record is from the annotation of a GenBank genome assembly.
AUGGCGGCUUCUCUGGCCGGCCCCCAGCCAGAGCCGCCGCCGGUACCAAAACGAGGCCUCGACACUCCUUUCUCAGGCAAUUCCAAUGCCAGCCAGUCCCGGGAGGGGGCCCCUAGCACAGCCACAGCGGCCCCCCUGCUAAGAGCGCAUCCUUUCAUCAGGGCCCUCCCAGCUAGUGUCAAUUUCCAGGCAUCGGAAACAGGGGCGGAGCAGCACGCGUUCUUGACACUGAAGAAUGUGGAUGCAGUGCGCACGCACUCUGUCCGGAUUUUGCCCCCCACGCCAGAGUGCUUUGGGGUGGUGUCAGCGAGCCGGGUCGUGAAGCUGGCCCCGGGGAUAGAGACGAAAGUGAAGGUUACGGUCCGCCAAGACGGCCCCCUCAAAAAGGACGUCCACGGCGCACUUACCAUCGAGACAGAGCAAGGCCCCCCCCUCUGCAUUCCGCUGCACACUCUUCUCCCCCAGUCUUUCCUUCACAUCGAACCCUCGGUUCUACUUCUCGGCGCGGUUGCUCAAGGAAGCGUAAUCGAGAAGACUCUGACGAUCUCGAACAAAGGCGGAAAAGGGGCAGAAUGGUCGGUACGCUUCGAUCACAGUUGCCCUGUUAUAGUGGAACCUCAAAGCGGGUUUCUGGGUCCGAACUCUGGAGAAGAAGUCAAAGUCACAUACGAGGCCAAAGAUGCGGGGGACUUUAAGGCGGGGGUGGAGUUUAAAUGGGGGGAGCCGGGGCAAGUUCAGUCCCAGGGGGUCGAAAUCACUGCCUCGAGCACCCCCCAGAAAGUGGACUUUUGCGCGGAGGACGGGACGCCCCUGGGGAGAAUCGACUUCGGUUCGCUGUUCUUCGGGAGCUCCAAAACGGUGCGGGCGCGUUUGCGAAACCUCGGACCCGUGCCCAUAAGCUAUGAGACGGGGCUGUAUACGAACCCGGACAGCAGCCGGGGGUCUGGGGACCACGGCCCGAUUGACACCAUCUCGGCUGAAAGGCUGGAGGGACUCCAGGCGGCGAAGUCGAAGUGUGUGACGGUGUCACCGGCAAGCGGAACGGUGCCACCGUUUUCUGAAUUACCUGUGGUAAUCACGUUGGCGGUUGCGAGAGAAGGGCCGAUGAAGGGGUUUUCGACGACGAAACCUGCGGCGGGUGCGGGAAAGCAAGUCUUUUCUUUCCUGACGAUCUUCGAUGUGAAGGAGGUGAAGCGCAGACUGAAGCUCCCGAUUUGGGGACAGGGCGUCGAGCCCUCGGUUGUAUUCACACCGACCGCCCUCUCGUUCGGGGAGCCCGGUUUGAAGACCCGCGUCAAGAAGACGCUGACGCUCGAGAACGGAGAGACUGAGCUCCCGGUGCGGUUCGAGUUCGGACGCUUAGCAGAGUUCCACGUGGCACCCGAUCACGGGAUCAUCCCCCCACGUGCGUCUAAAUUGGUGGCCGUCACUUUUGAUCCAAAAGUCAUCGGGCCUCGCCGGGCGGUGCUGACGUGCGACAUAAGCGGGGCGGAUAAGGGGCCGGUCGUGCAGAAACUAGAGGUGCGAGUGGACGGAAAAGCUCCUGCAACGGUUGCGGUAAAGGCGGCAACGGUUGGGCGGGGAACAAAUCGGUCGCCCGAGAAGAGACGCACCGGGUUUGCGCUUACUUCUGUCUCCCCGAACAGCGGCUUAACCAGCGGAUUAGUGAGCGGGUUAGUGGAGGCGGAGGACGACGCCAUCGGCGGGCUGCAUAAGCUAUCGAGGAACGAGUCAACGAAGCGGGACGAGCAUCGCGAUCAGUACAAGACCUUCUUGCGGAGCGCCCGGAUGGAACGAGAGGAGCGAGAAAACCGGGGGACCGCUAAACCUCCGCCCCCGGACGACGCGCUAAACCUCGGGUUAGCGCUGUUCUCCGGCUUAAGGGAACCCGAACCGGAGUUGCCGCUCGCGAAGGAUCCGCUGUGGCUGAUCAAAGACGUAAACGAGAUCGGGAAGGAGGGUUCGUACGUCCGCCCGAAGAACCGUCCGUUGCAAACGAACACCGAGUCCGAAAUCCACUCCGUGGCAAAGUUUAAGGCGAGGCCCUGUGAAGCGGGGGAGGCGCACGAGUGUCACUCACAAUUACGCCCGAGCGACAUCGUGAAGAUCGUAGCAGGGCCUCAUUCUCUCGACUUUGGGCGGGUCAGCGCUCUGGCGCCCCACACGAAGAUUUUCACAGUCACGAACAAGCUGCACAAGAGCAUUCUGGUCGGGGUUGAGACCCGGUCCGUACCGGAGCUGGAGAAAAGCGAACCGGAGAGCCAGGUGAUCCCCCCCGGGGCAACGGCGGGCUUCAGGAUCGUGCUGUGUACGAACAAGCUGCAGACGGUGCGCCAGAAGGUGGAGUACGUCAUUAACGGUCAGCACAGGUUUCAGUUGGAGGUCCUCGCCGAAGUAGAACCGGUCGCUCUCUCCAUCUCCCGGGAGGAGAUUGACUUCCGCUACACACCCGACGACUGGGAACCCUGCAUAACCGAGCAGUUAAUCGUCCAUAACCCGAACAACCACACUGCGGACUACCAGUGGGAGUGCUCUAACCCGGCGUUUGAGGUCACGCCAACCCGGGGCGCGAUCGAGAAGUUGGGUUCCGUUCCGGUCACCGUCACGUGGCGGCCCGGAACCGGAAACAACGACGGGUUCCUGACGCUGAGCGUAGUAGGGGGCGCGGGCGCGAGCAAGCGGGUGCGCUGUAGCGGGGAGAGCCUGGAAGGCAAGUGCGCCUUCAAGGAUAAGAAGCUCGACCUGGGCAUGGUUCCGGUGGGCGCCCCUGUCCACAAGACCGUUCCGCUGCGGAACGUCGGCAAGACGGACGUCGUCUUCCGGGCGUCGGCGGGCGACCAGUCAGCGGUGCUUUCCUGCAGCCCGGUCGCCGGACGGAUCAGCCCGGGGGGAACGCAAGACUUGGAGCUGACGUUCGAAGCGGAGGAGGCGAAAGAGUACGACGCGUGGCUCCAGGUCUCUGCCCGGGGCGGCAAACCGACCGGUCUCCAGGUGUGCGCGCACGCCGUCGUCCCGACCGUCACCAUCGAACAGCAGGAGUUCGCUUUCGGGGCUAUUUACAUCGGCGCGUCAGCACAGCAGACGCUGACGUUGACCAACAGCAGCGGAAUUCCAGCGGCUUUGCUGCUGGACCUCAGCGGACACCCGGAGUUCCGGCUCGAGCUGCCCGCGCGCGUGCGCGCAACCGCGACCGCGACCGCGCCGAAUGAGGAGGAAUUUGCCGACGGACCGCUGCAGCUGAUCUCCCCCGGGGGGCCGAGAAGUAUUGACGUCGAAGCGGAUUCUGGCGGUUCCGCCCAGGGCGAGAUCGACGACGAAGGGCCGCAGUACAAGAUUCUGCUCGCGGCCAAAAAGACGCUGACAUUUGUGCUGUCGUUUCAGCCGACGCGCGACCGCGUGGAGUCAUUCGACCUUCCACUGUCCGUCCUCGGCGUUCCGGCGGGCGAGCAGCCGGCGCGCGCGGUGCGCGCACGCGGGCUGAAGCCGCGGGCGCGCCUCGCGCCCCCCGUCCUCGCCUUUGGCGCCAAGAUCGUCAAGAAAGAAACGGUGAAGCAGAUCCCAUACGCUAUGGAGACGACGAUCACGAACACGGACGAGAAGCCGCUGACGUGGCAGCUGGGGACUGCUGACGUGGACGCCUCCAAGGGCGUGUUCACCGUCGAACCGAAGCAGGGCGUUUUGGCGGAGGGCACUUCGACAACGAUACGGGUCACAUUCCUGCCACGGGAGGCGGAGCAGUACAAGUGUUCCGUUCCGGUGCACCUGGACGGCACAACGGAAAAGGAGCCGUACUCCUUCCUGACCCUAAAAGGCACGGGGCUGGCGCCGGGGUUAGCUUUUGAGGUUAGGGAGAUUACCCUUCCGGUUGUUCCGCUUGACAUCCGCACCCGCGCACGUUUCUACCUGGUCAACAAGGGUUACGAUAACCUGGACGUCAAAUACCGGCUGCCGAUCGAUUCCGAUAAGGCGCCCCUCCAGUUGGAGUUCCCCGGAGGAACGCUUAUAGGGUUCGCUAAGGAGCGCCUGCCCGUCGACGUCAGCUUUGCGUCAGACCAGCCGCUCUCUUUCACGGCGAAUCUGGACUUCUUCGACGACGACGGCCGAAAAUUUUCCGUUCCGGUGACCGGAACGGCGGACAACUGCCUUCUCACGAACCACCCGUUCCUCACCUUCAACAAGGAGGCGCUGCAAAUCUCGGUGGAAGACGGAAAAGCCCCGACUCUAGUUCCCGACGCCGGGUACAAGAUCCAGCCCCCGGAGCUGUCCGACGCCAGCGUGACGUCACAGAGCGGCGCACUCGCGCGCUGGCUUGACGUCACGCUCUCGCGCGCGCCGAUUAAAGACAUUGCCGGCGAGUUUUCGGCGUCGAAGGGGAAGCUGCUGGUCGAGCUGGUGGAGAAUCUGAGCGGGAAGGGGGUGCCCGGCAAGCUGGGAAAACUGCCCCCCAACAAGAAGGACCAGGCGGAGGCGGUCCGGGGCCAGUACGAAAAAGUGCUGACGUUUCUGAAGCAGCACGGCGCGCUUUUGAACGCGGUAAAACCGGAGCUGUUGCUGACGGAAGACGAUCUGGAGCGCGUGCUCGCGACCAGGGAGCAGGGUUUGGAGGGUUUGGGCGAGGAGGGCGACGGCGAGGGCGCGGCGGCGGCCGGCGCGCGGGAAGCCGCGGCCGCCUGGCGCGCGGUGCUGGCCAACUUUGCGAACGUGUCCAGUGAGGCGUGGCACAUGACGCUGUUCCAGGUGUUGCGGAUCUUUGUACUCAACCGCGUCACUCCCAAGUCGUUGGCCACGCUUCCGGGGAUGGAGGGCCUCCUUCCGCCCGUUCCGUCCGCCGGCGCAAAGCGGAACGGAAAGCACGCCGCCACCGACCCGUCCCUUGUGGGCAGCAACUUCCUCAGCGUUCCGGAGUCCGUUCUGCUCAAAUGGAUGACCGCCCACUUCCGGAAGGUCCUCCCGGGGCAAGCCUACCGGGUGACCAACUUCGACGCCGACCUGCGCGACGGCACCGUUUUCUACGCGCUUCUAGUUUCCCACUGGCCGGGCCUCAACAGCUUCUCCCAGGCGCUGACACGUGGCGCCAAGAGCGAGUCCAAAGUGCGCGCGAACGCGAAGGUCCUCAUCGAAAUGAUGGGCGUGCUCCGGUUACCUUAUACGAUCACGGAGGACGAGCUGGCGUUCCCGCAGGCCCGAGAACUUCUAGUGUUCUCGGUUUAUCUCUACCAGGCGCUGCCGCAGCUGGCGCCCCGGUCCACGGUGGAGUUCGCGGGGCGGUUAGGGGAGCGGUUAGCGAAGGUGGUCGAGCUAACCAACCCGACGUCGAAGCCGAUCUCCUACCACGUGCAACUAGAGGGGAGCAAAGAGUUCGAAGUCGGGAAGGAUUCAAUCCGCAUCGAACCCCGGGGAACCGAGAAGGUUAUGAUAACCUGCACGCCGUCGAUUUCUAAACCCGUGGAGGGACGCCUGAUGCUCGCGAGCAAGCGGGAGGGCGCGGCCGUGGCCGCGACCAUGGUCUUUGCGCUGCGCGCGCGCGCGCUGUCCGAGCUUCCGGUUGCCACGUGGCAGACGGAAGCGCGUCUCUUUGAGUACACAACGGUCGAACUAGAGGUUGGGAACCCGUUCCCUGGGGACUGUGAGUUUGCGGUCACGCUACUCCAGGCGUGCGUCAAGAAACCCGCGGCCGAGCCGGAGGUUAAGAAGGCGGUUAAGCGGGCGCCCAUCUCGGAGGAGCCCAGUUCCGCUUCCGUUGGCAGCGCCGACGGAAAGGCCGUUCCGCCGGACGCGUUUGGCUGCGACAAGUCCGUCCUGCGGUUGAGAAUGAAAGAGAAAGGUCGCCUGGUGGUGCACUUUUUACCGUUCCAACAGGGGCAGUUUAGCUGCACGGUACGCCUAGAGGAUAAGAUCUUCGGCGAAAUCGUGCACCUCGUCGAGGCGAAAGCGAAGCCCCCCGCGCCGACGCAGCUGCCCAAGUUCGUGACGGAGUUUGGCAAAAACCCGGUGGUUAAGGAGGUGGUCAUCCCGGUGACCAAUCCCCAGUUCGAGAACGCUAAGCGCAUCUUCCUAGAGAAGCACCCCGGGGCAAAGAACAAAAAGCAGACGGAGCUUCUGAAAGCGCUCGGGGAAAUCGUCCAGGGCGCGAGCACGCGCGCGGUGAGAUUCGCCGUGCACUCCAGCAGCCAGUACGUCCACGUGCCGCAUGACGUCACCCUCGGUUCCCCAAACCCCAAACCGCCGCCCAAGGAACCCGCGGUUAACGGCAAACCUCCCGCUGACCCGAAAAUUGCCGCCCCUGCCAACGUCCUGCUCGCGACGUUUAGCCCGAAGCAACCGGGGACCUACCCCGCCCGCGUCACGCUGACGUCACCGGCCGACGUGCGCGUCUUCGACCUGGAGUUCUGCGCGGCCGCGCCAGACGCGCGCGCUGCGCUCGCGUUCUCGUGCCCCGCGCGCGCGAGCAUCCUGCAGGAGCUGCCCAUAUCCAACGGCUCGGAUAAGCCGCUGAUUGUCAAGGCCAACUUUUCGGGGGGGACGGCUUUCACGGGGCCGAGAGAGGUGUCGGUGCCCCCCGGAGGGAUGACGCAGUACGCGCUGACGUUCCGGCCGCCGUGGAUCGGGGAGUACACCUCUGAGCUGCAAUUAUCGGGCGCCGGCGUUUAUACGCUGACGGGGACUGGCGAGGAGCCCUUAUCUGAGGGCCACGUGGUGUUGGAAUGCCCUACGCGCGUGCGCGCGCUGCGACGCAUCAAGGUGCCCAACGUCAUCGGGGACCAGGAAGUGCCGUACAGCUUCAAGUCGGACCUGCCGGACGUGACCGGCCCGGACGUCUUCAAGGUGCGUCCGAACAGCGUCGUCGAAUGCGAGCUCGCAGUCCAACCGCGCCAAGUCGGAACCGUUACCGGGAGCCUCCAGUUCACCGCUCCAACCGGGCAGUACUGCUGGUUCACAGUGGAAAUCACGGCCGGGCCGCCGCCUUGCGAGGGAACGGUAACGGUCAAAUCUGUCGUCCGAAACCCGGUCGAGGUCCUCGUAACCCGCCUCGAAAACCCUCGCGACGAGCCCGCGACGUUCGCGGUCAACCUGCAGGGUUUGGGGGUUUCAGGCGACGCCGCGGUAACCGUUCCCGCGGGCGGCAGCGCGGAUUACAAGCUCGUCUACCGGCCGCUUUUCCCCGCCCGGGGGACGGGCUCCGUGCACUUCGACAGCGAAACCCUGGGUUUGCUUUGGUUUAAAUUGGAGUUAGAGGCGGAACCCGCACCGGACGAGACCCUCCCCGAGCUCUUGUGCGAAGUGGGCACAACGGUCACGCACCAAGUUAGCGUCGCUAACCCGCUCUCCAAACCCGCUGUCGUCCGGGCGACCAGCAGUAACCCGCGCAACUUCGUCGCUAACCCGGCUACCCUAACCCUGCCCCCUGACGGCCGGGCUGACGUCACGAUUGAGUACACGCCCUCGGUUCUCGGCGAGGUCCAAACCGGGGUUAUUGAACUGGGUUCCGCGGAAGCCGGAACCUGGGUGUUCCGCUGUUCCGGCCGCGGAUCUCCGCCCACGUCCAUGCCGGAAACGACAGUCACUGCUUCGCUCAAGCAGGCGGCUUCUGCCCUGGUUUCCUUCCGGAAUCCAUUCUCGGUUCCGGUCACGGUUAGGGUUAGCAUCGACCCGGGUUACGGCGACCCGGGCCCUUUCAGCGUCCUCCUGCGCCGGACGCAUGGCCUUUCGGUCGCCCCGUUCAGCGUCCUCCAAAUCCCGGUCGCUUUUCAACCAUCAUUCAUUGCGCAGUUACGCGCUAACCUGAGGGUGGAGCUCGAACCCGAGCCCGAUUACGAAAACCCCAGCGCUAACCGGGAAACGCUAACCUGGGUCUUUCCGAUCGUGGGCGUGGCGGAGUAUGCGGAAGCGGGCCGCGUUUUCCGGUGCGCGUGCAAGGCGCGCGGCUCGAGCGAAGGGGUUUUGGAAGCGAGGCUGGUUGGUAUGGGGUUAGUGACAAACCCGGAGCGGUUUACGUAUGAGGUUGCGACGGAGGAAGGCGACGCGGCGGUUGUCGCACAGUCGCUUCGAGUCGAAGCUCUUGACGAGGUCAUCUUCGGUCCCGACCAGCCGCUCCGGUUCCGGGUGACCUUCGCUCCGCUGCGGAUUCUGUCAACGGCAGCGGAUCUCGUCAUCACCAAAGAGACCGGCGGCAGGUGGCGCUUUGAGAUGGCUCUCGAGGCGUCUGAGCCCGAACCGGACGGUACCAUCCACGUGGAAGCCCCGGUCGGCAAGACGGGCGUGAGCACAUUCACACUGCCCGCUCUUCCUGACCGGGAGAUCUCCUACCGGGCACUUUUCGGCCCCGGUAGCCCGCUAGAAUUCGACGUCGAACCAACCCGGGGAGUGCUUAAACCGGGCGGACGAGGGCAGGAGCUGCGCGUGGCGUUCACGCCUCGGGAAUACGCCGGGAAGCCCCUGAUCGGCAAAUUGUAUAUCCUCACGGACGAGCGGGACUGGAUCUACGAGGUCAAGGGAAGUCGGCCGGAGUAUAAGCCACCGGUCGCGCCGCCCCGCAUCAACUCCAAGCUGAGUCCGGAAUUGGCGACCAAACUAGAGCAGGCGCAGCACCCCCCGAAGCGGAACUACGUGAGAGAGAACCUGAAGGCGGGGACCCAGAAGCAGUCUGCGACAAAGAAGGUAUAG